CGCUUCGCUUAUACAGCCUGCAACCCCGAUGAACUGACCAUCCAGCGCGGCGACCACCUGCGGGUGCUGGAGAAAAGUUCCGACGGCUGGUGGCGGGGCGUUCUGAUCACUGAGGGCAAACCACAAGUCUCCGGUUGGUUCCCUUCCAAUUACGUGGCUGUGGAAACGUCAAAGUCACUUUGGGGUGACGCCCUCACUCUCUUGAAAUGA
Molecule: messenger RNA, 210 nt
Organism: Dibothriocephalus latus
Lineage: Eukaryota; Metazoa; Platyhelminthes; Cestoda; Diphyllobothriidea; Diphyllobothriidae
Source: the annotation of a GenBank genome assembly